Ostrinia furnacalis (Asian corn borer) is the source of this 1190-nucleotide messenger RNA. RefSeq names its product testis-specific serine/threonine-protein kinase 3. The record is from RefSeq and is a predicted model, not a curated record. Bases 96 to 1133 code for a protein of 345 amino acids. Gene Ontology annotation, biological process: protein phosphorylation; microtubule cytoskeleton organization; intracellular signal transduction. Gene Ontology annotation, molecular function: ATP binding; tau-protein kinase activity. The transcript has 7 exons. NCBI's taxonomy places the organism in Eukaryota, Metazoa, Arthropoda, Insecta, Lepidoptera, Crambidae. Gene Ontology annotation, cellular component: cytoplasm.
UAAUGAAAAAAAUACAGCUAUGUCGCAAUAUAAGUUAAUAUUAUAAUGUGACAUUUACUGCAGCAAUUUUUAAAUAAUAUAAAUAUUUCUGUGAUAUGCCGGGGCCGGAUGUGAGGGCCAAUGACAAUGUUCUCGGCGAGAUGUCGACGGAGCCCACGGCAGCCGUGCACAGCGGCGUUGAGGCCAAGGCUGAGAGGAAGCUCACGGUGUUAGAGACCCAUGGCUAUGUUCUCGGUAGGACCAUCGGAUCUGGCUCCUAUGCCACCGUCAAGGUGGCCACCAGUGACCGCCACAACUGCCAAGUGGCGAUCAAAAUCAUAAGCAAGUUCCAAGCGCCCGGCGACUACCUGAAGAAGUUCUUGCCAAGAGAAAUCGAAGUUGUAAAAGGACUGAAACAUGAAAAUUUAAUAAGAUUUCUUCAAGCCAUCGAAACCACGCAUAGAGUGUACAUCGUAAUGGAGUACGCCGAGAACGGCAGCCUCCUGGACAUAAUCCGCAAGGAUCAACACAUCGAUGAGAUGCGCGGGCGCCGCUGGUUCAAGCAACUCGUCGAGGCCGUCGACUACUGCCACGAGAGAGGCGUUGUCCAUCGAGACAUAAAAUGCGAAAACCUGCUCAUGGACCACGGCUUAAACAUUAAACUGUCUGACUUCGGCUUCGCAAGGGGCCACAUGAAGCCCAAAAACGGGGUGUUUGCUCUGAGCGAAACGUUCUGCGGGAGCUACGCGUACGCGUCCCCCGAGAUCCUGAAGGGAGUCCCGUACCGGCCGCAGGACUCUGACAUCUGGAGCAUGGGUGUGGUGCUCUACGCGAUCGUGUACGGGCGGCUACCGUUCGACGAUACCAACUAUACACAGCUGUUGAAGCAAGUGCAAAACAAAGUGUCGUUCCCGCGCGAGCCGAAGGUCACGGCGGAAUGCCGCAAGCUGAUCACAAAGAUCCUGUCGCCACUCAAGGUGCGCGUGAAGAUCCCGCAGAUCCUCGCCGACCCCUGGCUCAACCCAAACCAGCCCCCGAAAGACGAAGAAGUGGACACAGCCCAGGAAAGCGGACAAAUCAGUAAAGAUGAAAUUAAAAGUGUGAACAUUGGAACGGUGACAUUCGACAGAAAACAACUGGAAGAAGUGAAGUAACCAAUUUAAUAUUAUCAUUAUAAAAAACAUAACAUAGCUCAAAAUCAAUAAAAUAAU